UCUUAUAAGUCUUCAAUACCGGUUUACAGAUAAAAAUGGCAAAAUCAACAAUAUAUAUGUAUAAAUGCUGCAAGGAAUGUCAAUUAAAAACCGUUCAUAGGGAAAUUGAAAGUACCACUAGCGCCAGGAUUCAUUGAUAACGAGCCGUAGUGGAGAAAGUAAUGCCUUACUAUUUACUAUAUGGGUCAAGGUGUGUGUACUCGUAUGGAAUGAGUCACUGAUAUAUACCAGGUCGAUCGGAUUCCCACGUUACGUGAUGUUGAGCCUCGCCAACCCCCUGUAACUUUAUCGAUAUUCCGAGGAGUCUGAGAGCAAUACAAGGGAGAGAAACUCGUCGAUUCUCAAUUCUCAAGUUUUAUGAAGCCGACCCCAGGUGCAAUCUGUGUGUGCCUGGCCAGGUGAUGCCGAGGGACGGGACGUGAAGUGAAAUCAGGCGCAGGUAAUUAAGGAGCAGCGGAGCUUCAGGUCAGGUAAUAGUUUAGGCCACUGGCGAUGUUGAAUUUGAAGGCGAGGCGAGGCCUGGCCUGGCCUGGCAGAAUGGAAGAACAGAGAGCAUAAAACGGUGACAGAAGAGCUGAGGAGAAUAUACACAGUGCUGCUGGCGAAAUGGUAUUGGUGACUCUCGUAUAGAACGCGACGAGGAUGCGCCAUGCAGGAAGCCGGGCAGUGUUCGGAAUCAGGGGGCGAUCCCCGAGCAGCGAACAGAGGAGAUGGGAGGGAGGGGAAGGGAAAGACGGCCGGACAUGGACUGGCAGAGACGAGGAGGAGAGACGCCGACGCUUUUUCAAUGAGUGACGAAGAUGCACGACAAACUGCGUCUCUCCAUGUAGCAGGCGAUCAACCGCACCCGGCUCACCAAGAGCCCUGGCCACGGCCCCAGAACUGUGAAGCAGUGAAGAUAAAGGCCAACUCACUUCUCCUCCGAGGUCUCUUCAAUUCCACCUAUAACGGGUGUUCAAUUCACAACAACAACAACGACACUUUGCUCCUUUAUUCAUUCCUCAAUAUCUUUUAUCUUCUCACUCAAAAUCCUCUCUUCUUACGUAAUCAAAUCAAAAUAAUUCAACAUUUUCAAUUACUUCAAAGAUAAAUGAAAAAAAUAUUACAAUCAAGAAAUUUCCAUUAUUACGAAUAAACUAUUUUUACA
Leptopilina heterotoma is the source of this 1147-nucleotide messenger RNA. RefSeq lists its product as uncharacterized. The record is from RefSeq and is a predicted model, not a curated record. The transcript has 2 exons. NCBI's taxonomy places the organism in Eukaryota, Metazoa, Arthropoda, Insecta, Hymenoptera, Figitidae. The coding region runs from base 650 to 1090 and encodes 146 amino acids.